This is a messenger RNA of Conger conger (European conger), 1136 nucleotides long. RefSeq names its product microseminoprotein, prostate associated 2 (gene msmp2). The record is from RefSeq and is a predicted model, not a curated record. The coding region runs from base 74 to 475 and encodes 133 amino acids. The transcript is spliced from 4 exons. Lineage: Eukaryota; Metazoa; Chordata; Actinopteri; Anguilliformes; Congridae.
AAGAAGGAGGAGGAGAAAGAGAAGGAGAGAGAGAAACCCAAACAGACGGAGGAGAAAACCAAAAUCCGGAGAGAUGUGGCGAGCGCACAAAGAGAGGCAGGUUCUCAUGGCAACGGUCUGCCUGCUGGGGGCCGUCCUGCCCUGUCUGUCCGUCUACACCGGGGGGGAGUGCUACUUCAACGCCAAAGCAAAAUGUGAGCAUCAGGACCAGGUUUUUGGGAUGGGGGAGAGCUGGGUGACUGCGGAGUGCUACCAGUGCGUCUGUCUGGAGCCGUUUGGAGUGGGCUGCUGUGAGCAUGGCUCACAGCCGGUGGAUUACCCAGAUUGGUGCGAGGUGGUGCGCAAGCCGGAUUCCUGCAACAUCGCCGUGGUGAUGCGGGCCAAUCACAAACUGCCGUGUCUCUAUGGUGGGCGGGGCCGGAUGCGACCUGGGGCGGUGCCAGCGUGGAAGUCCGACAACGACCCCAUGUACUGAUCUUUGCCAAACGCACCGGAGCCAGCGGCACUUAGGCCAGCAACCAUCUACCCCAAACAGACACGUACUGUAUUCACUGACAACCAAAGGAACAACCAGUUGUCAAUUUGCUUUUUAGUAAUUUGCGUAUCACACAUUUUUACGCAGAGUGUCUUAUAAGUUAAUAUAUUUAUAUCUUUAUUUAAUAAUUUAUUGAUACCCAUUUGAAUAGCUGGGUAAUUAACCAAAGGUACGCAGCAGAGGCUCAGAGACAGAAACGUAAUGCCGUCACCUCAAACUUAAAACCUACUGGUUACAAGCGCAACAAGUAGAACCUAAAAUGUAUGCUAACAUAUUUAUGGUGUUUAUGUAUGAUGUGUGGGAUGGUAUCUAAAUAUAGGCUCUGGGAUAAGCUAAUAUACGCACAAAUAUGUUCAAACUGACUAAUGACGAAGUCCAUCUACCAACUGCUAAAAAUAAUUCCUGGGAAGCUGUGGUCAAGUAUGCAUAUAUACUCUGUGAAUAAGCGCAAAAGUACAUGACUAUAACAAAUUACAAAUAAAGUGAUCUUCUAGAAUACAAUUCAUAUUUAUACACACACAAAAAUGCACAUAUGUUAUACAAAAAAAAUGUUUUCAUACCAUGAUCUAUUAUUUUAACAAAGUAUAGACCUAUUGGUAAA